AUGACCGAUCUAACGCCCACACUCAAUGGCCUGCUCUCCAAACAAGGCAAAUCCAUAACAAAGCCCACCAAAACCGCAGACGAGUUCCUAAAAGAAGCAUACCGAAUCAACUCCCACAUCACAUCCCUCCUUCAAUACCUCCAAUCAAUCCGACACUCCUACCUCUCAACCAGCCAACGCCGCAACAAUGGCCCAAACACCCAACCCCAAUCUCAAUCUCAGAUCCUCACAGACCCAGAAAGAGACGCAGUCGACACCUCGACUGCCCUCCUCCUCCGCGACCUAGCAACCUCCAUCGCAAACCUCUCCUCUGCCGAAUCUCUCCGCCAAGAAACAACCUCGACCCUGCUCCGCAAAAAGUACGGCCAUUCAGCAGCCUCCGCUGCUUUAUGGCGCUGGGCCGGCGACAGCGAGACUAAGUCCACUGAACAGCUGCGCGCAGAGGAAUCCGCCCGCGUGACCACCUCCAUCCGCGAAGCGGUACUAUGGUACCUAAGGCGUGGGCUGGAAGGAGCAGCCGGUGCGCAGCGCGGGAUGGUCGAGAAGCGAAUUGAGAGGGUACGCGAGAAGGAGAAGAGUGUCCUGUAUAAGGUUUCUGGUGCAGCGGGGAGGAAGGGAUCUAUAUCAACGGGGCAUGCAGGUGGGAAUGGGUCUACGCCUGUAUCUGCAUCUGCAUCUGCAUCUGCAACUGCAACUACAUCUUCGACGAUGUCUAUGAAAGCGCCCGACGCAGCGGUCCUCAGUGAAGCCGAUACGGCGCAGAUUGAAGCGCAACUUUCGCCAGAACAGUUGCAGCUCUUUGCCGAGGAGAAUGAUUCCAUGCUUAGGCAUUAUGAGGAUACGCUUGGGAAAGUGCAGUAUGUCUUUUUUUGGUUUCUGUUUUUCGAUACUGCGGAUGGUCAUGCUAAUUGGAUUGCUAGGAAUGCCGAGAAGUCACUUCUGGAGAUAUCGUCACUGCAGGAAACUCUUGUGACGCAUCUUGCUACGCAGGAGGAGUAUAUCUUCCAACUGGUUUCGGAUGUUGACACGACGCAGACGAAUGUCGGGCAGGGAAAUCGGGAGCUAAAGAGGGCUACUGAGCGGAGGAGUACGGCGCAGGCUGUCUUCUGGGGCACCGUUGGGCUGUGCACUUGGCUUGUGGUUUGGGAUUUGGUCUUCUAG
Messenger RNA from Penicillium salamii, 1161 nucleotides. NCBI's taxonomy places the organism in Eukaryota, Fungi, Ascomycota, Eurotiomycetes, Eurotiales, Aspergillaceae. The record is from the annotation of a GenBank genome assembly.